AAGAACCAUUUCCACCUCUGCGGCAGAGAGCCUGACCAAAUAGGCGCACGAGAGCGCUUCAGACAUAGCCUACUGAGUGAAACCCAUUCCCAUGGGUACUUGUGCUCUUUGGUCGCUUCCAAUCUUGGAGAGGGAAGCAAUUUGUCAAUCAUACUAUACUGGAGUGAUCAUUUUCAGUGCAUCUCUGGCGAAUGGCAUUUUUUAAUUUUAAUGUUGUCCUUUUUUAUUCCAUCCGCAGAACUCUCUGGCAGUCGCCUCAAUCCAUUUACAGCUGGCUGGUACGCCUAACCCCUCUGCGUUGCAAUCUGUUGAUAACUCGACUUGCAAGCUGCAGUUUAUUGUCUUUCGAAAUGGGAAACUCUUUCCUUGCACAGGGAAUUCGUCAAAUCUUGCAGAUGAUGGAAAACGUAGGAGCGUUUCGACACCAGUUGCUUUCACCAAAUUAGAUAGGUGCACCCUCGGGAGCGCGGUGCACUCGGUUACCAUCGCUCUCAGGCACUUCGCGCUCGGUGUAGACCCUACCGCAGCCUAUUGGGAUUUUGACCUGCUAGAUGGGCACGGUGGCUGGCGGGCAGAGGGGUGCCACAUAACAGACUCCGUGGGCAGCACGACCACAAUUCAUUGCACUCAUCACAAUAACUUUGCGGUGCUAAUGGAUCUGAAGAAGGUGCUUUCUUUCCCCCCAUACCCUGGGGAGUUUCUGCACCCGGUCGUGUAUGCCUGCACGGCCGUCAUGUUGCUCUGCCUCUUCGCCUCCAUCAUCACCUAUAUCGUCCACCACAGCACAAUCCGCAUUAGUCGGAAGGGAUGGCACAUGCUCCUCAACUUCUGUUUCCACACGGCUCUGACCUUCACUGUGUUUGCUGGAGGCAUCAAUCGAAUCAAAUACCCCAUCAUCUGUCAAGCAGUUGGCGUGGCGUUACACUACUCGUCCCUCUCCACCAUGCUGUGGUUGGGGGUGAUGGCCCGGAACAUUUACAAGCAGGUGACCAAAAAGCCCCUGCAGCCCCGGGACGGUGACCCCCCUGCCCACCCCAAACAGCCCAUGCUAAGUCUACAACCCAGGCCAGCACACAGAGAGAAGCACAUCCUCAGGUUUUAUUUAGUCAGUGGCGGAGUGCCCUUCAUCAUCUGUGGAAUCACAGCAGCCGUCAAUAUUGAGAACUAUGGCAGUGGGGAGACGGCACCCUACUGCUGGAUGGCAUGGGAGCCCAGCCUUGGAGCCUUCUACGGCCCCGUGGCGUUCAUCGUCCUGGUCACCUGCAUCUACUUCCUGUGUACCUUCAUUCAGCUGAGGCGCCACCCCGAGAGAAAGUACGAGCUGAAAGCCCUGACUGAGGAGCAGCAGAGGCUGGCAUCCGUCACCGACGUGGGUGGGCAUUGCCAUCAGGGAGGGGAAGGGGAGCCCGGAGCCCUGCCACCACCGCCCAAUGGAGGGCACUGCCCUGCGGGCUGCCACUCGUCCACUGCCAUCAACCCCUCUAUGCUGGCCAACGAGCAUUCGUUCAAGGCCCAGCUGAGGACGGCAGCCUUCACCCUCUUCUUGUUCGUGGCCACGUGGGCCUUCGGGGCGCUGGCUGUGUCACAGGGCCACUUUCUGGACAUGAUCUUCAGCUGCCUGUAUGGUGCCUUCUCCGUCACGCUGGGCCUCUUCGUGCUCAUCCACCACUGUGCCAAGCGGGACGACGUGUGGCACUGCUGGUGCGCCUGUUGCCCCGGGAGACGCGCCCACCAUGGUUGCCACGGCCAUGGUCACGGCCACACUCGUCCAAAGAUUAAUGUCAAUGGGGAUGCCUUAGGGCAUGGGCACGGGCAUGGGCACUGCCACCUGGAUUCGCCUUGCCCGGGUAAGGCCCUGUUAGGAGGACACACCCACAGUGGCACCUUGGGUCACUGUAAGCAUGGCAGCCUGGCGUCAUCGCAGAACCAUGUGACGUGCCUGCCCCCUGUGGUGCCCUGCUGCCAGCAGCUGAUGGAGGAGGAGCCUCCCGCACACGUGCUGCUACACGCCGACCCCGAGGGCUACCGGCCAGACAUCCACCUGCAUCGAUGCCUGAAGGGCAGCACUAGGACUAAGCCUCGCCACUUCAGCCGUCACCGGCAGGCUGGCACAGGAGGGGGAGGAGGGGUGGGAGAGAGGGAGUACGCCUACCACAUCCCCUCCAGUGUAGACGGAGGCUCUAUCCACAGCUCCCACACAGACAGCCCUCACAGCACGCACGAGCGCCACGGACACAUCUGCCACCUGGCUGCUGCCCCCCACGAAGUAGGCCACCACACGUGCCAAGCUGCGACGGCUCACGAGGCGGCGCUGGCAUGCCACGCCCCCUGCCACCGGCACGUGCCUUGCUGUGCUAAGGCGGACCUGUUCCCCACUCUGUGCCAGGUGGAGGCAGGUGACACGGGUACCUUUCUGUGCGGCUGUGGCAAAAUAGCCAAUGAGGAGGACCUGAUCGUGCCUCAUCACCAGCUGGAGAUGCACCCACGUAGACAGUCCUACCCCCAGAACCCACCGCCCAAUCAGAAUGGCAUCCUUAAAGGCGGCCUGCACGAGGGUUUCCUGUACGCAUCAGACAGCACAGGGAAUAUACGCACUGGACCCUGGAGAAAUGAAACUACUGUGUAGUGUAAAGAUAUAGGCAAUCAUUCCCAUACCAGCCUCCCUCCCUCCCUCCCUCCAAUCCUCAACUCACUCCUCCUUUCCUUUCUAGGAACUACAACAACAACAACAACAAAAAUCUAACAUCACGACUUUUACUUGUAUUCUUUUUUUGUUUGAAUGUGUUCCAUUUCACUGUACAGAUGAUCUGACAUUGUCAUAUAAGCUCCCCAAUGACCAGCCAUACAAUACACAGCAGAACUGAUUUUUCUCCUUCAUAGAGGAAUGUGAGUCACACGCCACAAGAUAUAGUACCUUUUGUUGAAGGUAUUUUUACCACUAUAGUAUGUUAUUAUUAUUACAGAUCUAUCGAAGAUAGAGAAUAUGGAUGUGUGUGUGGAUGUGUGUGAACCGAACACUUGUGUAUAUUCUCGCUCAAAGCAAAUGAGAUUGCGUUCUCUUUUGUGAGUCACUAAAUCCACCGACUACUCUCUGAUUUGUGUACCUGCAGUACUUCAAUAAGCUCAGUACCAGUGUUUUAAACAACCAGCAAUUUAGAGUCAUUGGUAUUUUCGCCAUUUUGAACAAGCAUACUUACUAUAAUAUACUGUGAAUAUCAGUUAGAGAUUUCUUAGUAAUAUACAAAGAUGUCUGCUCUUGUCAGAUUUCUGUGGAUGCCGAUACGUUGUGAAAAUUAAAAAAAACAACCGAAAAGAAAAACCGAAACCACAUUGAGUAUUCUGUUACAGGUUGAUAUUGAAUGUUCUUGUCUGUAUGAUGUCUUACUGUUGUUGUUUUUAGAGCGAAGUGUACAACAAUAACAACAAUCACAUUGUCAUUGUGUAUAUUUGUGGUGUUGGAGCAAUAGUGACAUUCAUGUUAUGACAUGCCAUGACCAAGCAGCAGCAGUUCCAGGCUCAACCAUUUCCUCUUGUCCCAUUUGAUAUACAGUAAAACCCAAGCCAACAUUUUCCAUCUCUGGCAAGGCGUCACAAAAUGGUUGGAGGUUCAUUCAAUGGGUCAUGUCCAAAAUCAAUGCUUAAACACUAUUUUAUUUAUUUAUAGGAAACAGAGCAUGCAAGCCUUGUAUAUAGCUAUGUGCUGUGUGUUUUGCUUUGUAUAUCAAUGCACAUUUCUUGAAAACGCCAUCACUUUUGUCUAUGGAGCAGAUCAAGCUACGUUCGCUAUAACAUGACGUGAAACAAACAAUUAUAUUUUUACACAAUUUUAGUAUCAUUAUGCCAUUAUUAUGGAUGCUCCUGAAACCAUGUUCUGUUGAGGGACAGAGGACAGGGCAGAGAUUCAGUGUUGAAUAUUUAACCUUAUACAGCUGGUAUUAUGUACGGUGGCCCUAAGAGCCAAUUUAUGCUUGAUUCGAAAAUGUGGUCAGAGGCGCUUUAUGGAUGGUGUGACGCAAUUGCGGAGCCUCUGGAGGCACGCAGAGGCCAAAUUGAACUCUGUUCCGCAUCGCCGUGCGCCUCUCAAAUGUAACAAUGUGGAGGGCACCCUAUAGCUCCGCAUUGACAUGAUUGGUUGACGGUAGGUGAGGGCGGGAGG
Messenger RNA from Coregonus clupeaformis (lake whitefish), 4156 nucleotides. Its product is annotated as adhesion G protein-coupled receptor A1-like. Bases 653 to 2626 code for a protein of 657 amino acids. Lineage: Eukaryota; Metazoa; Chordata; Actinopteri; Salmoniformes; Salmonidae. Gene Ontology annotation, molecular function: G protein-coupled receptor activity. Gene Ontology annotation, cellular component: plasma membrane; glutamatergic synapse; postsynaptic density. Gene Ontology annotation, biological process: G protein-coupled receptor signaling pathway; cell surface receptor signaling pathway. The record is from RefSeq and is a predicted model, not a curated record. The transcript has 8 exons.